AUGGUUCUCGCUGCUGUGGGCCAGAUCUGCUCAACGGCCUCGAUGAGCCACAACCUUGCACAAUGUCAGACACUUGUGCGAAAGGCUGUGAUGGCCGGUGCAAAGGCCCUCUUCCUCCCUGAAGCCUCCGACUACAUUGCUUCAUCCCCAUCCGAAUCCAUAGGCUUAUGUCAACAUGCGUCGAAAAGUCCAUUCGUCCACGGCUUACAAGAGGCCGCAAAGGACAAUUCUCUUGCGAUCAAUGUUGGAAUACACGAACCCACCGAUCCACCCUCUGAUAGAAUAAAGAAUACCCUGAUAUGGAUCAAUCAAAGGGGGGACAUCGUGCAUCGAUACCAGAAGCUUCAUGUAUUUGAUAUAGACCUGCGGCCCAAUGGACCCAAGUUGAAAGAGAGCGACUCUACGGAGCCUGGUCGUGAGAUUGUCCCACCCUACCAGACACCACUAGGCGACGUUGGCAGUCUGAUUUGCUUCGAUUUACGCUUUCCUGAGCCAGCUUUGAGGCUACGCCGGCUGGGCGCAGAAAUCAUUACAUAUCCCUCAGCCUUUACUGUUCCCACGGGCAAAUUGCACUGGGAGAUCUUACUACGAGCUCGGGCCAUUGAGACGCAAAGCUGGGUUAUUGCCGCUGCUCAAUGUGGUCGUCACAACGAGAAACGUGUUAGUUAUGGCGAUACCAUCGCAAUAUCGCCAAAUGGCGAGGUUACCGGCAGAUUGGAUCGUGUGCUUGAUAUUGAGACUGAGAAGGAAGGAUCCCGUCAACCCGACCUCCUCACUGUCGACAUUGACUUGCAAGCCUUACGAGACGUGAGGCGAAUGAUACCUCUCAUUCGGCGGACAGACGUAUACCCCGAGGUUUGA
Molecule: messenger RNA, 861 nt
Organism: Exophiala bonariae
Lineage: Eukaryota; Fungi; Ascomycota; Eurotiomycetes; Chaetothyriales; Herpotrichiellaceae
Exons: 3
Coding region: 1-861 (286 amino acids)
Molecular function (GO): hydrolase activity, acting on carbon-nitrogen (but not peptide) bonds, in linear amides
Source: RefSeq, a predicted model, not a curated record